UAAGGCAUGGAUUACAAAGGCAAACUUGGAAGGGGAGGGACAGUUGCUUUUUAUCUAUUCUCCUUGUCAAAGUGUGAAGGCUCCCUACCAACCUUUGGGACUUUACAGUCGGUUUUCAACCUGCAUUCCCCAGUGGAGUUGCUUCAGGCCAAGUCAGACUUCUUGUUGAUGUUUUUGCUAAAAGAGAGUAAUUUCGUUUUCCUGGUAACGCACCUGUUUACAACUCUGCCCUUCUGGAACCCAGAGCUAGUGUCUGCAGAGCGUGAGGUGCCAAGGAAAAGCGGCGAUGGGACGAUGGAGACAGUCUCCUCGCGAACUGCAGUCGUACCUGCCAAGGAGUAACCAACAAGCACAGAUUUAUGUGUACUUUUAAAGAAAGAAGCACCGUCACCACCGGCUUCCGGAGGGCGCUGUCUCUAAGGAGCGGUGGGUAGGGCGAGCGAAGCCUCGGAGAAGCCCGGGCUGUGAGCUCCUGUAACCUGGAGAGGAGGCUCCUCCAGGGGCGCUCCCUCGCGCUCGCCCUGCGCCCCCCAGCGCUGCUCUAGGCGGAGCCGCGCCGCGGUCGCUCUCUUCCCGCCCCCUGAUUCCUGCUGCUGCCGCCCAGAGGAGAGACCGGACUCUGCUUCCAGUUUCCUCCGGAGGGAGCCGGCGCUGCGGAGCCGGGAGGUGGGCGCGCGGAGGAGAAGGCGAUGAAUGAGUUCUCCCCUCCUUCCGUACUUGACUGAGUUGGCGGCGCCGCGCCCAGGUUUGCAGCUUUCUGCGCCCCAGGAGCUCGCCACUCCCGGGGUCGCCCACGCCCGCAGCGGGGACCGAAGCAGUCGCGCCCGGGGAGCCCAGGCUCUGGGGCGCCCGUCCGGCCUCAGUUGGGGGCCAAGGCGCGCGGUCCCCCGCGGAGGCUCCAGGUCGCGCCUGUCCAUGGCGUCUCGUCAGCAGACCCGGAUCCAGGCUUACCUGGAGAGGAACAAGAUCGGUCCUCUGUUUGAGGAAUUAAUGACCAAGUUAAUAACUGAGACCCCUGAUCAGCCAAUCCCAUUUCUCAUCAACCAUCUUCAGUCUAAACAAGGAAACCGUGGCCAACUGCAAAGAACUUUGUCUGGAUCUGCAGCUCUCUGGGCAGAAAGUGAAACCUCAGAAACUAAAGGAACCAGGAGAGAUUUCAGAGGCUAUGAUAAACCUUGGCAAUUAAAUGCAAAGAAGCCCAAAAAGUCAAAAAGCGACCUUGCUGUGUCUAAUAUUUCGCCUCCAUCACUGGACUCAAAAUCAUUGCCAAGGUCAGUAGAACAUCCUAGAUGGAGCUGGCGGACUAAACCAGAAAGCCGUGAUUUUGAUGAAUUGAACCACAUCCUUCAAGAGAGCGAGAAGCUGGGGAAAGCCCUUGAGAAUCUCUCUCGAAGUAUUGCAAUUUCAGAUGAACUUGAUAAGGAAGCAGUGGCUUUUAAUUCUUCUCUUCUGAGACCCCGUGUGAUUGGAGAAUGGAUUGGAAGAGAAGAAAAUGAUGCUGAUCCACUAGCUGCUGAAAUGCUGCAGCCACCAGUUCCAAGAAGUAAAAAUGAUCAGUGGGAAAGUGAAGAUAGUGGUUCCAGUGCUGCAGGAAGUUUAAAGAUGGAGCCCAAAACUAAAGGAUUAAAACAGCAGCAGCAGCAGCAUAAGAAACUUCUGGCCGCAAUGCUUUCUCAAGAUUCCUUUGAGUCCCUCCACAGCCCAACCCCAUCUGUGACAGAGGAAGAUAUUGAUAAUGAAGACGAUGCAAUGGAGUUGCUGGAGGAUCUUGAUGAUUUAAGAAUGGAAGGAGUCACAACCCUUAUACCUUCUGGGGGCAAAUUCAACCAAGGCCGUCCUGCUCAUCCUGCUGAGCCUCAGGCCAAAGUCACACUGAAUAUCUGUUCAAGGUGUGCCAGACUUCAAGGAGACAACCUGGCAGAAAGGACCGAAGGGACAUUGCCCGUACUUCAUUCUCCAGAUGACAUAAUUCCAGAUUCAUUGGAUUCUUUACCUGGAACUGAAGAAGCACUGAUGGAAGAGAUUGAAGAUUUUGAGAAAGCAUCUAAAUUAACAGCACCUGGAGAAGCCUCCAGUGGAGGAUCUUCAUUGAAAAUCUACACUGAAGAAGAUGAAUCCUUAAAGCAACUUCAAGUAAUUCAUCAACCAUGGCUCUUGCCAAGUGACACAGAAAGUGAAGGAAUAGAAGCAGAACAAGACAAACGUUCUGCUGAUCUUCUGCUUUGUGUUCCCUGCUCUUCUUGCCCCACCCUGGUGUACUCUGGUCUGUGAAAUGGGCAGAAGAAGUAGAAAAGAGUCCUUAAAGAAACUGCAAUUAAUUAAAUUCUUAUAUAUAGUCCUGAAUUUAUUUACUCUGUGUAAUUAUUUAGAGAAUGGUUAUUUUUAUAAUAUCAAUAAUAAAAGUACCAUGUAACCAGGGGAUGUCCACAUGUAUAAUCAAAGACUAUUAAACUUGGGAAAGGUCUCUGGGGUGGUCAGGAUACUUGCUGCCUUUUGACAUGGUUAGUGUCCUGGGUUUGGAUUACUUUAUAUAUAGUUAUUAGAAUCAAUAUUUGAUAUAUUAAAACAUUGCCUGAUUCAAAUAACUUUGCUUAAAUGUUUUUCUAUUUUAACUUGGCUAAGGUUUUCUACUUCUAGUUUUAUAACAUCUUCUCAUUUUUUAGACUAAUGGAUAGUAUGCUUAGAAAGAUAUGUGUGCCACUGAGGUCUCUUCAGAACUAGCUGCUUGGUAUCAUCAUCUACCAUGUGUGUUGUUUAGAGGAGUAAGAGACAUAUUCCUCAUGACUAUCUUGCCAUGAUUAUAUUCUUCAUUCCUACCAAAACAAAUAAUUGAUAUAUUAACUCAACAAAGCAGAUUAGUAAGGAAUGAAAUGCAUGUUCCUAGAGCACAUGCAAUGAAAAUUGUUGGACCACUUAUUUAAUUAUUAAAAUCAUUUAAGAUUAUUCGUUUUAAAUUUGAUGGAUGCUCACUUUUGGAAUGUGCUGUGUAUUGAUGCUAAGUAAUUAGUUCAAGUAAAUCUACUGAGUAUA
This is a messenger RNA of Cavia porcellus (domestic guinea pig), 3030 nucleotides long. It is a transcript of the gene CUNH8orf34, whose product is annotated as chromosome unknown C8orf34 homolog. The record is from RefSeq and is a predicted model, not a curated record. NCBI's taxonomy places the organism in Eukaryota, Metazoa, Chordata, Mammalia, Rodentia, Caviidae.